Molecule: messenger RNA, 1419 nt
Organism: Nyctereutes procyonoides (raccoon dog)
Lineage: Eukaryota; Metazoa; Chordata; Mammalia; Carnivora; Canidae
Product: basic proline-rich protein-like
Exons: 7
Coding region: 1-1419 (472 amino acids)
Source: RefSeq, a predicted model, not a curated record
AUGGCGCAGGUGCACCACAGCUGCCGGUGCCGCGAACACAGGCCCUUCCAGAGCCUGCACCACCCCGAGGAGGACGGCGCCCGCCCCCAUCCGGGAGGCCACAGGGAUCAGAGGCCCCCGCAUGGAGGUGCCCCGGCCACCCUGGUCCCCUGGCUGCGCUCAGGGCCGCCGAUGGGCUCCUGUUCCCACCCAGCUGCCCGACGGAGGGGCCUUGUCUUCCAGCCCCUCAAUGCGCCCCAGCAGGCCCUACGGCUCCAACGGCCGGCGCCCAAACCGGACCGACGGAAGAGGUUUCUGCGGAACGGAGCAGACCUCAGCCAACAGCACGGCUGCCGCUUCCCCGCUUCCUCUGUCUUCCACAGGACUCAAGGCACCUGCUCCAGCGGCCCUGGACGUGGGCACCUGCGGCUCGACGUGGCGCGCAGCUCAGGCCCAGCACAUAGUGGGGCGUGCCGCCGCGCCCGGAGCUCGGGCCCCGGACACGGGGUGGGGCCCCCGCGACCCUGCACCGCCCGCGCCGUGCACCGCCCCGCGCUGUCUGCACCCACAGCCCCCCCCCCCCGCCGGGUCGUGCACGGGCCCCGGACCUACAGUCUGCACACCGCGGCGCCCGGACCCCCGCAAACGCCCCUCGGGUCGCGCACAGCACGCCCUCCCCCUGACCUGCCCCCCGCACUUCCCCGGCGCCCCCAGGGCUCCCCGCAAACCCCGCCCCCCGCCGGGUCCCGCAGGCCCCCCCCGCGCUGUCUGCCCCCCGCACGCCCGCAGCGCCCCGGGCCCCCGCAGCCCCCCCAGCCGAGCACGGCCCCCCCGACCUGCGCCCCGCGCUCCCCCGGGCCCCGCCCCCCCCCACUGACCUGCUCUCCCCGGGCCGGGUCCUCGCAGCCCCCGGGGCGGGCAGGGCGGUGCGGUCCUCCCGGCCCCGAGCGCAGCCGCCGCAGGACGCCCCGGGACGCCGCCGGCCGCGGGGGAGGCGCGGGGCUGGGCGGCUCGUGGGCCCGAGGACCCCCCGCCCGCGGCCGAGACCGCUACCGCUGCCCCUGCGCUCACCUGCGGACGGCGUCCGCCUCCCGCCCCGGCCCCCUGCGCGGCGGAGACCCCGACCCGGACCCGGACCCGGACCCGGACCCGGAGGGACCCCGACGGACCCCCGCCCCGACCCCCGCCCGGACCCCAACCCUAAUCCGGCUCCACCCCGACCCGACCCCUUCCGCUGCGGAGACCCGGCGGGCGGCCAGGCUGCAGGAGAACACGGGCAACACCCUCUUCGACUUUGACCUCAACAACUUCUUGGAAGACAUGUCUCCAAAGCCGGUGCUCGGGAGGAAGAGCCGUUAUCACCACACCGAGGUCAUCUUCGUCACCAAGGAGCAGCGGCCGACCUCCGUGUGCUCAUGGCAGCCCCUGAGGCCCCCCUGA